Macrosiphum euphorbiae (potato aphid) is the source of this 2226-nucleotide messenger RNA. Lineage: Eukaryota; Metazoa; Arthropoda; Insecta; Hemiptera; Aphididae. The record is from the annotation of a GenBank genome assembly.
AUGAGUACUUCGAUAGUUAUAAGACGAUUGUUGAUUUGUCUGGUGAUAUUCAUACCACCAUGUUGCAUAGGCGAUAGGCCUACUUUUUGGCACACAUAUCUAAAGACUUCCCAAUUAGACGAAGCAAUCAAAACAGCCAUUGACAAAAUUGAAAGCAGAUAUCGUUCAGAGGAUAUUAUAAUAUCAAAUGUUAGUCGUUUGAUAACGGGAAGCCCGGCUCAUGGACAACUGAUCAAUUCUAUGCCUUCCAAAAACGGACAUUCAGCAUCUCGAAAUGCUGAAAUUUUAAUUGAAGCUUCAUUACAUUUGAUUGAUAGUUACGGGUAUGAAUAUGGGUAUUCUGAUACUAGACAAAAUGGUAUAGAUUUAAGUACAGUGAAGCUGAAUGGGACAAUAUUCGGUGAGAUGUGUAUGUCCGAGUAUAACAACAGAAAUUUGUGCACCGGGAAAGACUUAAAUUAUCGUAGUGCUGAUGGAUCUUGUAACAACCUGGAACGUAAUUAUUUGGGAAAGGCAAACACGGCUUAUAAACGUUUACUCUUUCCAGAGUACACAGAUGGUAUUUCCGAAAUGCCAAAUUUUUACGAAAAAAAGCUGCCUGAUCCUAGAUUAGUGAGCACAAAUUUUGUAAAAAACGAGGACUCACCUGACCUCACAAAAACUAUGUUGAUGGCAUACUGGGCGAUGUUCAUAGGCCACGAUCUAUCACACACUGCGGUUUCUACAAUGGGGACAGACCAUAGAUUUGAGAGUUGUUGUGAUAAGGACAAAAAUAUUCAAUAUGCUAUGAUGAAACACAUAAAGUCCUGCAAGCCCAUAUAUGUACCAGCUGAAGAUAGCUUAUGUAAACCUGAUCCGCUUAGUUGCAUGAAGUGCAUGAACUACGUCCGUUCACGGCCAGCUAUGCGUCCUGAUUGUACAUUUGGACCCAGGGAACAAAUGAACCAAGCUACCCAUUAUUUAGACGCAUCGAUGAUAUACGGCACGUCGGAACAACAGACAUUGUCGUUGAGACAAAUGUCGUUGGGCCUACUUUUGGUAGACGAUAGAUUUUUCUAUCUUAAUACCUUGCCGCUGGAAACCACCGAUACGAACUUUUGUCAGAACGGCCCAGGCACGUGCUAUAGGGCUGGUGACAUUCGAGCAAACGCGUAUCCACAACUGAAUGCCUUGUACGCAAUGUGGGUAUUGGAACACAACCGGAUAGCCCGAGAAGUGUAUAAAGAAAAUCUCUUCUUGUCUGACGAAGAAAUUUUCCGGGAGGCCAAGAAAAUCGUGACGGCUUUCAUACAGCACAUCACUUACAACGAAUGGCUGCCGGCACUGCUUGGCGUUAACUACACCAAGGAAAACGGUUUGGGACUGGGACAAAGAACCGUGUAUGACGUGACUGCCGAUCCGACCGUUAGCAACAGCUUCGCGACCGCGAUACUGCCUUUCGCCAAUUCCAUGAUUGGCGAUAAAAUUAGUGUUGGUUUCUAUGGAGCAUUUGAACCGGUUAAUGUUCCAGUAAUAGUAAGUGAAUGGAAUUUAAAGGAAAAUUACAAUAAACCGAGUAAUUUAAUGAAAGAUUUCUGGAAUCGUAUGCUAACAGGACUAUAUGUGCAAGCUACACAAAAAAUCGAUAUGGUGUUUACUGAAAUGCUUACAAAUUACCUAUAUGUUAUGGACCAAAAUUAUUAUUCGUUUGGCAUGGACAUCGUCAGUUUGGAUAUACAGCGAAGCCGCGAUCACGGUAUUCCAAGCUACACACAAUUUAGAAAAUACUGUGGACUAAAAGACAUAGAAAAUGUGCAAGAUUUGUCUGAGAUCAUGGUGGAAGGUUCAGCUGAUAAAUUAUUGAAGCUAUACAAAACUUGGAACGAUAUAGAUCUAUUGGUUGGUGCAUUGUUGGAGAAACACGUUGACGACGCCAUGGUUGGCCCUACGAUGAGGUGCCUCAUCAGGGAACAAUUUGUAAGAACUAGAAUUGCAGAUAGAUAUUUUUAUGAUGUACCAGGAGUAUUCACUGAUUAUCAACUGGAGAUUAUCAAGCGCGUGACGCUUUCCAGAGUUUUAUGUGAUAUCGGGGAAGUCGAAAAGAUUCCACUACAAGCCUUUUUGAGACCGGCGGAUCAUCCUAAAUUUGUUCGUAAUUGUGAUAGUGAAGUUCCGAAAUACAACUUAAGUGGUUGGUUCGAUAAAACCAGAGACAAUUUUUUUGGGAUAAAUAACUCUAAAAAUUAA